AAGCCUUUCACUCUUCACUCACCAAAACCACCAAAACAAAGCAUCAAACACUUCAUCACCACAAAAGAUGGCGAAGCUCGCAGUCCUCUUGGCAACUUUUGCCCUCUUCCUCGUCCUGUCUAACGCCUCCAUCUUCCGCGCUGAAGUGGAGCUCGACGAAGACGACGUGAACCAGAGAGGCCCAGAAGGACGCUGCCAGAGGGAGUUCCAGCAGCAGCAGCAACUCAGGGCUUGCCAACAAUGGAUCCGCCGACGUGCCCAACGCGGCGGUGGCUCGGCCGAUGAUGACAUCGAGCUCGUGACUGAAGAGGACGACGUGAACCAGAGGACGCCAGCCCUCCGACAGUGCUGCAACGAGCUGCGUCAAGUUGACCGCAUGUGCGUGUGCCCAGUGAUAAGGCACGCGGCUCAACAGGUGAGGUACCAGGGACAGCACCAGCCACAGCAGGUGAGACAGAUGUUCCAAGCUGCUAGGAACUUGCCCAACAUCUGCAACAUCCCUGUCGGACAAUGCCAGUUCCAGGCUACCCCUUACUAAACCUGAAACCGGCACGUACGUGCAUGCAUGCAUGUUUCAAGGGUUUUGAAUUCGGCGUGGAGUUGAGUCGUCACACCUAAUCGUGUGAGUGGGUGCAUGUAUGCUGAGGUUAGAAGCAAAAUAAUGUAACUUGCACUCAUCCUUAAUAAAACGUUUUAACGUCUUCUCUA
Messenger RNA from Tarenaya hassleriana, 708 nucleotides. Its product is annotated as 2S seed storage protein 5-like. Lineage: Eukaryota; Viridiplantae; Streptophyta; Magnoliopsida; Brassicales; Cleomaceae. The record is from RefSeq and is a predicted model, not a curated record. Gene Ontology annotation, molecular function: nutrient reservoir activity. The transcript has a single exon. Bases 68 to 538 code for a protein of 156 amino acids.